GAGUUAAGAUGGCGGACCGGCGGCGACGGAGACAGCGCGCCUCUCAAGACAGCGAGGAGGAGGACGAGUCCGCUUCGGGCUCCGAGAGCGGGAGAGCCUCUUCGGCCAGCAGGAAGCCAAGCGGAAGAGAUCCCGAGCCGGUGGAAUUGCCAGUGGAGCGCGAGGUCGUCAAAAGGGACGAUGAAUCGGAGUGUGAAAGUGAAGAUGGCGUAGGUGAAGCAGUGCUAUCAGACUAUGACAGUGCUGAUCUGGAGGAGAACGGAUCGCACACGGAGGGAGGAGAUGAUGAAGAGGAGGGUGAGCAUUUCAGUGAUGAAGAGGCCUCACAACCUGUAGCAGAACAGAAACCCGCCGCAGAUGCCCCAACAGAAGAGGUAGAGCAGGAAGAGAGAGAUGAAGGGAUGAAGGAUGUUAAAACUGAGGAGAAGGGCAAUCUGGCUGGGGAGCGUCAGAGUGGAGAUGGACAGGAAAGCACAGAAGACCCUGAGAACAAAUCUGCCAGUCAAAGCAGCCAGAAGUUGGAUGACGAUGAGGACAGAAAGAAUCCAGCCUACAUCCCCCGAAAAGGCCUUUUCUUUGAGCAUGACGUAAGAGGCCAGACUCAAGAAGAGGAGAGGCCUAAAGGCAGACACAGGAAGUUGUGGAAGGAUGAGGGCCGCUGGGAACACGACAAGUUCCGUGAAGAGGAGCAGGCGCCAAAAUCACGUGACGAACUGAUCUCUUUUUACGGUUAUGACAUCCGCAAUGGCUCUGGCUCAAGUGAGGGACGAUCAUAUAAGACCCGAAAACCAAGACAUGCCAGUUCAUCCAAUCAAGAGCCAAGGUUCCCCCGAGACGGUGAAAAAUCUGUUCGUACCACGUGGCAAGGCCCCCCUUCUGGCCACCGCAAUACUCCACCGUCUGUUUCCCUAAAGUCCGGCCCUCCCUCUGCUCCCUAUGCACCACCUAAACCCACUGGAAGACCCUCAACUCAGCCUCCCCAACGCAGUUUCCAGGGCAGCCGAGCACCUUUGACCCCUCACAGGACAGAGGGUCGAGGACACCCAAAGCCUGGCUUCGAUGGUCCACCACCUCGGGGUGUACGAGUGCAGCCUGUGGAGGGUGAGAGAGUUCCGAGGCUAAGGGGCCGCGGCUCUCAUGUUGACCGCAGCCCAGAUAUGCUGGUGGAAGACAUUCGCAGUGAGGAAGAGGAAGAAGGUGAGAUUCCAACAGCAACAACUACAUACACUGCUCACCACUACAAGACUGAGAGAGAGAGGGUUUCAUCACCACGGAAACAAGAGUCAGGUCCAACGUUGGAAGGAGGUAGUGCAGCCAGGCAGGUGCGAGAAUCGUCUCCACUUCAAGAGAAACCUGUGGAGAAGAAAUCGUACUUACUUGCACGGAGGGCAACACGAACCCGACCGUCUGACCUUGCUAAGCAGGCAUCAUUAGAUGACUCUUCUCCCGCUGUGCAGCAAGCCCCCGCAGCAGUGAAGAGCGAAUCGUGGCAGGAGCAGGGUGAUGCUGGCACGCAAGGUGGACUGACGGGGCUUGAUCAGGACCUUGCCCGCCUCAGCCUAGCGGGGCAGAACUGGUCCCAGAACCCGCCCUCCUACCUGCAGGCUGAGAUGAGGGGCAUCCGUAGUUCCAUGCACAUGGGAGGAGGCCCCCCACAGUAUGGAAAUAUGGAGGAUAUGGGUGUUGGUGGUGGCCGGGCUAAGCGGUAUUCAUCACAGCGUCAGAGGCCAGUUCCUGAGCCUGCACCAAUGCACAUAGGAGUGAUGGAGGGCCAUUAUUAUGAACCCAUGUCUUUCCAGGGACCAAUCUACACGCACGGGGACAGCCCAGCGGCUCUCCCACCUCAAGGCAUGCUUGUUCAGCCUGAGAUGCACCUGACUCACCCCACCCACCCUGGACACCCAGGCUUGCAUCCACACCAAUCAGGAGGGCCCAUGCCCAAUCCAGCUCUUUAUGCUGCCCCACCCGUUUCUUUGUCAACUGGUCAACCACCUCCACAGCAGCUGCUACCCCCACCCUUCUAUCCCCCACCAGGUGUCAUGACCUUUGGGAACACCAACUACCCAUACCCUGCUGGAGCUACGCUACCUCCAAUGUACCCCAACCCCCAGGCACAGGCACAGGUUUAUGGUGGUGUGACGUACUACGAUACAGUACAGCAGCAAGCUCUGCCCAAACGCUCUCCGCCCCGACGUUCCUCCCAUCCAGUUACAGUCAGACCUCCCCCUCCUGAGGACCAGAGCAGAAAGCCCAGUGAGGAGAUCCAUUCCUAGCUGAUGGAGCAAGGAGGCCGAGUGUCAGGACCAGCACCAUUGUUGUAUCAAUUGAAUUCACCAUUUAGGUUUUCACUUCAAUUUCCUUUUUAUUAGUUUUUUUGUCUUGUGAAUUUCGUUAUGCCUUGCUUGGGCACACGGUCUUCAUCCAAGGUCCUGCUUUUAUUUAAUUUUUAAAUAAUUCUUUGGAUUGUUCCUGUUUGUUAUUUUCUUGACCAGCAUAGUGUUUUCCCCCAUAUCUGCUGUUCAACUGGGAAUGAAAUAAUUCAGUUUUAAACAGUGUGUCAUUUUUCACCUGCAUCCCUCGUCUCUCCUGCAGACUGAUUGAAAUUGUACAUGACAGCUGGACUCAUCACUUUUAAAUACUUAAUUCAAGACAGCAAGUGGUACAGAUGGGUUUUCCUCAGUUUCACAUCGAAUUUUCUCACGUUUUCAUUUGAAAGUAGAAAUAUGUUACUAAGAACUUAAGUGUGUUUGGAAUUCAGAUGUUUGUCUUGGUCCUUAAGUUUUUAAAUCUGCACCUGAUCAGGUCCAAAUUGGUAUAAUGCUUAGAAUGGAGUGAUCCAUUUAGUAUAGCAAGCAGCUGUACAUGUUAAAAGAUAGUUUACCCAAAAAUGAAAAUCCUGUCAUAUACUUGCCCUCAUAUUAUUUCAAACCAGUAUGACUUCACAUGGAAGAUUCAUACGGGUUCGAAACAACAGAAGGUUGACUUCAUGUUUGGGUGAACUGUCGCUUUAAGGGCCUACACAAAUUUAAUGCCACUUUUUUGUUUUUUUGUCACGUUUCUUGUAUUUAGAUUAUGAAUGCUGUUGGAUGUUGGCAGACCCAUCUUAAUCUCUGAAUAUGUAUCUUUUGUAUGUUCAAAAUUUUCAUUAAGAGUGCUGUACCUUUCUGACUGCUCUACCCACCGUUAUGGUGCUAGCCCUCCCUCAAACUGGGGCUGAAACCCUUAAACUCCCUCUUUUCCCUUUGUCCAGCUGUCCCUUGUAUCUUUAACAUGUACUGUUGAAUUCAAUACUGUAUAUCAAAACUAACUGUUAACCUUGCCUGAUACUGACUUGUUUGACAAUGUAACUGCUUGAUGGCUUUCUGUUGUAAGUGUACAUAUUAAAGUAUAUUGAAUCCAGUUUGAGUAAUACUAAAAGUUAGUCAUCUAAGAAAUACUGUCAAUAUGAACAAAGUCAGCAGGGAAACCUAGCCUAGGCUUUUGAGUUUCAUUUUUAAAAAUUAUUUUACGAUUCUCCAAUUCUUUUCCACUUUUUUUAUAUAUAUAUAUA
Messenger RNA from Xyrauchen texanus (razorback sucker), 3550 nucleotides. RefSeq names its product protein CASC3-like. NCBI's taxonomy places the organism in Eukaryota, Metazoa, Chordata, Actinopteri, Cypriniformes, Catostomidae. The coding region runs from base 9 to 2273 and encodes 754 amino acids. The transcript is spliced from 13 exons. The record is from RefSeq and is a predicted model, not a curated record. Gene Ontology annotation, biological process: mRNA processing. Gene Ontology annotation, cellular component: exon-exon junction complex. Gene Ontology annotation, molecular function: mRNA binding.